ACAUAGUAAACUAAAUCUUAAAUAUUUCAACCUAUAGUCCACAACUUUUAGGUAACCCUAAAUCAUGAUUUAGUGGAUAUGAAUCUUAUGAUUUUUUAUUGAAAGAUUUGCAUUUCUUACUUAUUGUAAAACAGAAUAUAUUUUUUAUUGAUAUAGAUUGAGAAAAGGAAACAAUAAUUUUUUUUCUGCUAAUUUCACAAUUUUGCAACAGUGAAAAGCGAUUGUAAAAAUACCUUUUUUAAAUCAUCUUCUUCAACAUCACUAAAACCAAUGCUGAAACUUCAAAGUCUAUUAGACCUUGAAUAUGUGCUUGAAUUCCAUCAAUCGUUAAUAAAUGGGAGAAUUAUCAGCAUUUUAGAUCAGAAUCCCAUUAGGAAUUAUCACGCUUCACUUCCAUUCUUAAUAAAUUUACUACACCAACCUAAUGAAGAAGAAGUCAUUGCAAUCGAUAAGAUUAAUCAAAUCUUGGAUCCUGAUAAGAUCAUCAAUGAUCGUAAAAAGGUUGUGCUUAUGUGGAAUCGAUUCAUGAGAUUUGAUGUAUUUGAACUUAUUGAAUAUAAUGCUGUUGAAUUAAAUCUUACCAUUACAAAUUUUUUAAAUUAUUUUAAUAAAUUGUUUUACAAAAUAUUUCCUUUUGAUGCAUUUAUCUCUCCUGAAUUUGAUAUUAGACAAGGAUUUUCCCACCUGAUUUAUUUUUGUUUAAUGCCUCAGAAAUUAGUUCAACCAUUAGAUCCAAUCAUAUAUCCAGUUGAAGAGUAUGAAGAUGCACCUGAAGAAUUGGAUAAUGGCAGUUAUAACAGCAUUGAAGGUUCAUCUGGGUUCUAUUUUCCUAAUAAGACCAUUAUUAGACCUGUUCGAUCCGACGAAAGAGAUUUCCAAACAGGUGAUUAUCUAACUUCAAAACAAUUAAGUGAUUUUAUAGGAUUUUUCCAACCUCCACCUGAAUCAAAUAUUAAUGAUAUGAUUCAUUCAACUUCUGAAUUGAAUAUGAUUGAAUUGAAAUUCCAUAAGAAUAAAUAUGAUCACAUAUGGCACUAUUCUUUUUGUUUACAAUUCGAACUCAAUUCAAACAAGCAUUGCAUGAAUAGAAAUACAUUAUACCACAAUAUCUUACAGAUCAUUAAUCGAAGUAUGGAAAACUUUGGAUAUAAAAUCUGGCAGAGAAAUUCAAGCAAAUUUAAACUAGGCACUUUCAAAUUUUAUAUUAAAGCCGAUGCAGAAAUUGUUAUUGACUGGACCCGAUCUAUUCCUAUUCAAGUUCAUUCUUGCUUAGACUAUAUGUUUGAGAAUUUCAAGAAUGGAAGUUCAUGGGACUCAAAAUUGCCAUUCUUAAACGCUUAUUCUAGAUUGUUUAGGGCGUGUAUUGCCUUUAAUAGUUAUUCUGGAUUUUUGACUGAUGGUUUGAUGAUACUUUAUAUUAAAUAUGAACUUAAUGAUGAGGCUCCAAUGAAGUGGAAUCAUUAUGGAAGAUUCUUAUAUUGGAACCUUCCUUGUAAAAUUUAUGAAGUUAAACUGAUAUUGGAAUUUAUGAAUUGCAUUCAUGAUUCUGCUCAUAGUAUGAAUGAAAAGCCUAUCAGAGAAGUGGUCGCCAAGUUUUAUAGUGAAAUCAAACCUCCAUAUUUUCGAAUUUGUGAAACUUAUUAUACUAAAUUACAAACCACAUUGGAGCAUCUUGAAUGUAAAUUAAACAGUGAUACACCUUCAACAAUGGAAGCGACUACUACAGGAAUAAGUGAAAAGUAUUUUAAUGUACUUAAACAAAUUCAUUCCUUCUUUGGGGAGAGAUGGGUGCCAAUGUCAUUAAAUCAUUUUUUAAAUAAAUAUUCAAUUGAAUGUGUUUUGGGAGGGAAUCAAAUAUUUAAAAAUAAUGGAGUUGUCUUAAAAGUUAGACUUAUGGAUAAAACUUAUGUGGUGAAGAUUUAUGAUCCCAUUUAUACAUUAUCAAUUAUACGACAGAACUUUCAAUAUGCUGAAACGAUAAGGGAUUGUACAACAUCAUUCAUUAAGGAAUGCUGUGCAUAUGCCGUAUUACAACAUCAGGACUUUGUACCGAACGUAAUGCAAAUUGGAACCUUGAUAAGUGAUAAAAUUGAAAGAACGAAUGAUAUUCUUGCUGAAGAACCUGAAAAUAUAAAUUUAAACGGAUUCUAUAUUAUUAUGGAGUAUAUAGAAUCCAAAUAUCUAUCCGAUAUUUGUGAUUACAGGGAAAAGAAAUUGUGUUUACAAGCAAUUAAUACAGGCUUGAAGAGGGUUCAUGAUUGUGGUAUCAGUCAUGGUGAUAUAUUCAAUCAAAAUAUAUUAAUUAAGAACCUGGGUAAAUAUAAUGAUUCAAAAGUUUGUUUCAUAGAUUUUGGAUUUUGUAAAUUUUCAAAGUUGCAAACUCUCUUCCCAAAUAUUUGUACGAAGGAUGAUAGUUUCAAAGAUUCAACAGAUAGGGAUGAUGCAAGAGUAGCAAACAUAUUCAAUUUAGAUCAAGGGGAUGAUAAAAAAGGACGUAGAUUUUCUAGACUAAAUGAAUUCUAGAGAAUGAAAAUGUUAUUUAUAGACAAUGAUAGUGAAAUAUAAUCUACUUAGAAUUUUUUUUAUAUAAAUUUGUAGAUUACAUAAUUUUUUUUCUGC
This is a messenger RNA of Scheffersomyces coipomensis, 2619 nucleotides long. RefSeq lists its product as uncharacterized. The record is from RefSeq and is a predicted model, not a curated record. Gene Ontology annotation, biological process: protein phosphorylation. Gene Ontology annotation, molecular function: protein kinase activity; ATP binding. NCBI's taxonomy places the organism in Eukaryota, Fungi, Ascomycota, Pichiomycetes, Serinales, Debaryomycetaceae. The transcript has a single exon. The coding region runs from base 271 to 2523 and encodes 750 amino acids.